Molecule: messenger RNA, 9500 nt
Organism: Dinoponera quadriceps
Lineage: Eukaryota; Metazoa; Arthropoda; Insecta; Hymenoptera; Formicidae
Exons: 12
Coding region: 4606-7692 (1028 amino acids)
Biological process (GO): signaling
Cellular component (GO): postsynaptic specialization; glutamatergic synapse
Molecular function (GO): molecular adaptor activity
Source: RefSeq, a predicted model, not a curated record
GUAUUUUUUCAGAAAAUUAUUUCGACUUUAUUUUAAAUGAUAUUACGCGGUUAUAGGGAAUUACUUAAAUGAAACUAUCGACUAAAAAUGAAUGAAACAUCGUUCGCCACCCAACAUGAAGCAUCGUCGAAAGGUCAUGAGAAGCGUCUCAUUUGCCGCGCUUGAUCGUCUUUUCGAGCUUACAAUCCUCUCGACACUGUGAUGCCCGCUAAAGCGUGACGCUCGCGGACCGUGCACAGGUAGCCGCGCUUUAAUUACUCAUUUUUCUUCGCCGCUCCAAAAAGCCAGCGAUGUGUAAUAGAGCCGGGAGGAUAUGCAAUAGGGUCUCGGUGGGGCUUUACGCGCGCUGCCGGAGCGAGCGCGCGCAGUGAAUCUCCGCGUUGCGCGGAGCGCAGACGUGUCGCGUGCUUUUCUAAGCCCGAGAGUUUGUGAAAUUCGGACAAUCGACUCGCUGCUUUAGUCAGCGAUAGUAACGUCGACCGACGCGGCGGUCGCUAAGCUAACUACUCGUUUCGAGCGCGCAAAGUUCGCUGAUUCGGUGGAAUUUUGGUUCCGCACGGGACUGACACUAAAAAUAGACGGGCGAGCAACAGGGUCGUUAUCGAUCAUCUCUCUUGAGAUUCCGCGUGAUAAGGCGAACUGAUAAGAGCGCGACGCAGUCUUUUGAAAUCUUCGAAACCACGUCGGAUUGCACGGCGCAAUAAUCCCGACAUAUUAUCGCAACCGAAAAUGCAGCCUCGCGUUUCAAUUCAUUAGUGAUAUCAGGAGAAAAAUAUCGAUCGAGACGUUUAUUACGAUAUCGAGGUAAUCUAAUAAAAAAUUAUUAUUUAACACGCGUGUCAAGUGAGCGGUAUAAAUACCCGGUGUUGGAAGAACCUGUCUUUACCUGUGCCGUUGGUACUGUCAAAUGCGCGAGCAACGUGCAAUAACAAACUCGUUUCUUCACGCUGUGCUGCGCCUCGCGCUCUGACGGAGCCGCGCAGUCGAGAGACUUCUGCGUAAUUGUUUCUGGCGAAAAAUAUUACGGUUUCAUCGUGAAAAUUCGGCCAGGCUUCUCUGCGCGUCUUUGCAACGUUAAAUGUCGUCGUGUUCUGAGAUGUUUGUUUAUGCAAAGGGUAUUAUGUGCUUAUAAAGAUUAGAUGGGUAAAAAGUAUAAAUCUUUAUCGUAUUAAUGGUAUCUUCAGCUGAAGGGUUUAGAAUCUCUGAAUUGAGCGGUCAGCGCGACAUUUAAGGUAUUAUGGACGAAGUAAUAUCUGAGAUUUCUUAUGAAGAAACGUGCAAAUACUGGAACUCAACACCGAGUGCAUACCAACUUAGCUUAUUUUUCGUCAUUUUUAGUGAAUAUCAACUAGAAUGCUAAAAUUGUGUUUGAGCUGAAUUUUAUUUUUAACGCAUUUUCUCAAUUAAAUUUAAAACUGAAAUUUUCUUUCCUGAAAUAAGCUAACUUUUUAAAUUAAAUUUUAAUUAGACCCCGUGUGGUAUUCACAGUCAGAUGUUGUAAGCGACGCAUGCCAAUAAACUUCUAGCUUUUACGUAAAAGAUACUUCAAAAAUUACUCGUCAGUAGAACUAUUAUAUAGUGCUUCGCUUAGAGAAAAAACAAAUUGAGAAACUUUGAAACAGAAUUAAUAAAGCUCGUCACGUGUCGGCACGUACAAUCACGCGUUACACAGUAGAUUCCACACACGACUUUUCAGGCAUUCUCCGCGCCGUCCAUUACAAACGUUCGAUUCAACGUCGCCAUCAAACGCGGGGAAAAGCUCGCCUGCCUCUCUUUCACACCGUAUCGUUGCGACGAUGAUGCAAUUACCAAUCUCGAUUUCGCGAGAGAAGUCAAUCGGAUCGGAAGAAUUUUGCGCUCGGAAAUCUGAGAAAUGCCGUUGGGAGCUAAUUAACUAAGAGAUCGAACGAGUAAGAGAGUCGAUCAAAAGGGACACCCUCUCGCUCUUCGAGCGCGAAACAUUUUUUCAUGCAAAUGUGACUCGUAAAACAAAUUCGUGGAAUUCCGCGAUCUCAUUUAUCCUGAGACGAGUCGGCCGCGUUCGAGGAAUGCUCUCGCCGGUAUUGACUUUGCGGUAGAGCAAUUUGCAUUCGCGCGACGGGAAAAAACGCGGAAGCGCAUUCCGCAGCGCCCGCACCGGUGUAAUUCCGCUCGCGAUAUUGCGCGUGCGUCGCCGCAGUUGGCGCGAAUAAUUAAGCGACCCGAUUCGACGACUUUUUCCUCGAUCAUAGAGAAAUCCCACGAUUCGUUCAUGUCAAAGUGGAGGAUUUUCUGCGGAAUUUUUUUUCUCUUUCUUUCAUUUUAUUUCUUUUUUUUCUAAUUCUUUAUUUCUUUUUUCUAUCAUUUUUCUUUUAAAUCUACUUCUAUAACUGAUUUAUAAUAACUUUAAUUAUCUAUAUAUAUAUAUGCACAUGCUGCGGUAACUCGAUGACUCGAACUCAUCAAUAUGCUUACCGCUCUUAUGUAUAUUUCAAGUCUUUAGAGAGCUUGUCCUAGGACUACAAUAAAUGCUUUUAUCUCUCUCUCUCUCUCUCUACUUUCGUUCCCUUUCUUUCCUACGUGUGUCGUCCUCGCGGUUAAAUUUAGCUCCUUAACACGCGAUUUUAGAGCACACCUCUGACCUUUCCUGAAUAUGUAUAUCAUGGAAUUUCUAUAGAACGCGGCAGAAAGGACGGGAACGAGAAAUUGGCACAGGUGGAGAUUACAUUGCGAGCGGUUGCCCCGAAAGGUCAGGCGACAACAUUUCCGAAUAGUUGUCUCAAGUUCGCCGAGAACGUUCGAUUAACGAAAACGCGGGGAUUAAAUCAAGCCGCGUCUGCGCGCCGCAACACCUCGUUCGAUAAUGAACCGUCGAUCUUCGAAAAUCCGUCCGACCGCGAGAAGUGAUCCGAAAAUGAGGGCGAAGUCGCGUCGCGUCUACGUUGGGACGUCUCGCCCAUGAUGAAAUUAAUUUAUUUCGCAAUUAAACGGAAUGAAAACUCGGGAGCGUCUGAAAACGCGCGAAGUACGAGUAUACUACGUGCGAACAAGGGGACACCGUUAAUUCGAUCGGCACCGAUUGACUCGCGUUGCGAUUCGGGUCGAACGGACGUCGUUACGUUGCGUCGGGAAGUGCUCGGUGCUUAGAUAAACAGAAGAAAUGAACGGAGGAGAGAGAGGAGGCGAAACGUUUAUCCGUGUGGUAAGAGCUGUAGUGAGAUAUAAUGAAAGGAAUAAGAAACACACACAAGGAAUGCAAUAUAGAAAAUUAGGAAUAAGAUAUUAUAAAUACGCAAUGGAGUAAAAAAUAAGAGCGUUUUAAAACAAGAUCAUCAUUUUUACUAUUUUUUAAUGAAUCUCUGCUGUCAUCAUUAACACUUUUAUCAUUUCCUUGAUACCUAUCGAUUGAUUCAAACUGACUUUGAAUCCUUGUAGAAUUAAAGGUUCAACAUAGAGCCAAAAUUUCGGCUUGGAAAACCUUUCAUCCGACAAAUAAAUUUUUAAAUAUUUUUUUCUCAGUAUAUUGUGAAUUGUCUAUAUGUCGAAAUUUCAUUCCUGGCUCUUAAUUUCCCGCCUUUAAUUCCUUGCUCCUCAUUCCUUUCAUUGUGUUUUAGCCCUAAUUGUUGUUCCUAAUUGUAGUCCUAUCAUUCGGUUUCUUCAAUCGAGGAACAAUAUAUGCGAACACAGUGAUUAAACCGCGCGUCAACACAUCCGCAAGUUCUCGCAAAAGUCGCGAAAAAUUCGCAGGCUGUCCUGUGAUUUUUCUUUUCUACUUUUCGUGAAAAUAGGAGAAUAUCUCUCUCUCUUUCUGCGCUGAAAGGAGGAUCAAUGUCGCGAGCAUCAGUUUCACGCAGCGUGCGUUAGCGCGCAUUAUCUCGUCUUAUUAAUUGCAGUGUGACGUGUGCGAGUUUUUCAUUGAAAUAAAUCAAGCCGAGAGAGGCGCGAAGUAACCUUGCCGCGAGCGAGUGCUCACGUGAUCGUCCUUUUCUCGCCGAGGAGUCGAGACGCGCAACUUUUUAUUCUCAUCGAAGUGGCUCAGACGAUGAGAGAGAGAGAGAGAGAGAGAGCAAAGUGGCGUAACGCGCGAACAUGAAUUCGAAUGGCAAAUUUCAAAAGUGCCGGGGAAGAUCUCGCGACACGAUCUAAGUAGCCUCGAUUUUUCACCGGACAGCGGGCGUGUGCACGCGCGCGGACAAUUCAAUUAGGAGCGCGCGGAGGCGGAGUGCACGCGAUCGCUCCGAGAGAUAAUUACGUCGCAGUCCUACGUGGGAUGAAUGAACGUGACCCGCGCAUUUUUCCCUUCCUCCCGGGUCGCGACGCAGGGCGAGAGGGAGGGAGAAGGAGGAAGCGCCGAGAGAGAAGAAACGGACCGAAAGUGCGUGCGCGCUCGAGCGGAACGCGACGUCGCGCGAUAAAGCCAUAAACCCGUUGUGAUAUCGAACACCAAAGAGCGCACGUGGAUCGUGGGUGCAACUCCUCUCAUCAUACAAGAUAAUUCCCUUUUCUACGCGACACCGUAGUUUUCCAAUUUUACACGAGAGACUUUGCGGCGCGGGUGUAUAGUGACGUAUUUUUCUCUCUCGUGAACGAGAGGCGAUAAGUGCGAAGAUAUGACGAGGGAUCGUUAUGAUGGACGCGCGGAGAGAGAGAGAUACCCGGACGGGAUCGACUGAUUCGAGAACCGAGCGUCGAUCUCCCAUCCUCGCCAUGGAGCGCAGAGGCGGAGAGGCGCGACCGAAGAUCGAGAUCGUGCGCGUCUCGUCCAUCGAACGAAGCAACUUCCGGCCGUUGGACGGGGUGCAGCUGCGCGCGACUUACAGCCACGUGCGCAUGGGGACUUACUGUCCGGAACCGGAAGCCAAGCUGGCCGAGAACAAGCCGCCGAUCGAACAGCAAGCGCGACGCUUCAAGAAAAACUUGGGACCAGUAUCAAGACUGCUGAGACGUCGUCAUCAGGCGACAUGCCUUGCCACCAAAUCCUGUGAUAACAUUUAUAGCGUGAAUAGAAAUAGUAAUUCCCUGGAUUGGAGGGUCGGCCAGGGCGCUAAUGAGCAAGGUUUGCAAGCCAGACAGAGCAGCAGCCUGGACUGGAGGGUUGGACGCUCCGUCACUUUCGGUUCCAACAGGCUUCACUGGCGGGACGCGACGCGGAGCGCCGAGCAGCUUUCCCGGAGCGCGCCUCUCACUUCCGAUCAUCUUCAGACGCCGAGCGCGAGAUCGAAACUCGUGUCGUUGCUGAGGCGACUUUCUCCGCGCCUGUCCCGUCCCGGAAGCAAAGGCUCCCUGCAAUCGUCACCGACGAUUUGUCCCUGGGUCCAAGUCGAAUAUUCGACGGAAUCGAUCGAGGGCGGCAGGCGGGAGGAGUCGCAGGAGAGCGACGCCAGCUUCCAGCAGGAGCUGCAACUGAAUGAGCUGCGGAAACGAAUGGCCGGGAUCGCCUCCACAUCGCAGGUCACCGCGAAGGCCGUCAAGGAUGGCGCGGAACAGCACAGCCUGCCACGACCCAGGAUCCAAGUGCAGGAGCCCGAACCUGAGUAUAAUCAUCACGUUCGCAAAGCUGUGCACGAGGACCGCGAGGACCGGCGAGGAAGCGGGCAGCCGUGCGGUGAGGUGGCGGGCUUGGACGACGUCGACGACCCCAGCACCGCGACGGUGACGUCGUCGGUACCCGGCAUCCGCUCUCAUCGACGUAACAGACCGCUCUCCCUAGCCGUCCAGCCUCUCAACUAUCACCGCCUCGACCCGGAUCACAAGAUCGCCGCCAGGCAUCAUCACCCUAACAUGACCAGUCAGGAGAGUAUCGGCAGCUGCAGCCUGGACGUCGACCGCUCCGCGUCCGACCGAUCAGAGAACACUGUGGACUCGGUGUCCGAGAAGACUCUGCACAGCCUGAACUUGUCGUGCAACGGUGAACCGGAGAACUUGGCGAACGGCAGCAGCGAGACGCUGCAGAAGUCGCAUCUCAGCCCGGAUGAGAAGCUGAACGUCAGCAAUGGUCCCGAACAGCUGACGGCGAAGAAGCCUAGUUACCUGGGUCUGGCGUGUAGUAUCAGCGGUUAUUCGGGUAUCACCAGGUACGACAGCAAGCUGAGGGAAGGAUUCCGCUCGAGGGACAGCAGCCCCGGCGCCAGGUUGAUCACGAGGGACACUAGUCCUGCAGGUUUCAAAUCCAACGAGAAUCUCAGUGUUCCGUCGCAGUGUCAUCCGCCUAAGAGCCACUCGAUAUCGCCGUUAGCGAUGGACCGGCAAAACGGAUUCGCGAACGGCAUGAAGGAGGAGUGCAAGGUCGAGACGUACGUAGAGAGCAGAAGCUCGAUCACGAUAUGCCAGGACUAUUCGGAAGUCGACAAAGGGGUGUCGUUGCACACAACAUUUCCCGACCUCAGUCCUAUCAGGAGCAGCACUUCCAUUAGCAAGCAAAGCCCCGGAAUGUCGCCGAUGAUGUCCUGCGGCCAGCAGUCCUUUCCGGCGGGUUUCUCCUCUCCCAAGCAGCAGGGUAUCAGUAAGGAGGACGUCAUAAAAUCCCAACUUGCUUCUAAUUUCGCUCCUAAUCUCUUUCCUAAUUUCUUUCUUGCAGUCUCGUUUAGCGACGCUAAUAUUCUAAACGGUUUGACGACUGAAGUCGAGAGCCAAGCGUUGAACAUCUCGUCCAGCAGCGAGAAGUCCUUUAUCCAGCAGCGGGUGGAGCGGCUGUACGGACCAGGUGCUUUAGCGCAGGGUUUCUUCUUCAAACGCAGCACCGCUAAGCUGAACGCCACCAGCGACAGUAGUUCCAAUAAAUCCAGUAAUAAUAACAACAUUUCGACCGACAAUGCGAACACAGACGAGUCGUUGAAGAACCUGCCGGUGCUGCGGCACCUGCGCCCGGAAUUCCGGGCGCAGCUUCCUGUUGUCAGCACCAGAAAGCCUACCGACGGUACGGAACAGAUCAUCAAGCCUUUACAGAGGGUAAUACCGGUGACCCGGAAGGUCGAUCCGAAGAACCCCACGCAGAACAGUGUGGUGAGGAGAAUCCCGGUGAUCGUCGAGAGCGACACCGCGAGCAUACCCGACCAGCAGCCGGCCGCGGCGAAGGUGGUGCUACCCGUGUUGGAACCCAGCUCGACGAACAUUGCGAAACAGGAAGCGGAAAAAGUAGUCGAGGAGAAGGAUGGACAUUACUUCAUGAAGUUAUUGAAGCAGGAAACGGACAGGCUGCUCUCGUUGGCUGCAUCUGCCGAGGCCGAAUUAGCCAGCGGCGACACCAUUGCGCUUCCCGAAGAGGCGGCUGGCAAACUGAGAUCAGCCGCGGGCAAAGCUAGACUGUUGGCUUCUCAGAAGAUGCAGCAAUUCGAGGGACUGUGCCAGAAGAACAUUAAUCAGGUACCGGAUGAAGAAUUCCCGACGACGAACGAGGACCUGGCCGGCUUCUGGGACAUGGUGAUGCUGCAGGUGGUGCAAGUGAACGACCUCUUCGACCAGAUAGAGAAGCUGCGGAGAUCGCAGUGGCAAGAGAUCGUACCGGAUAAGAAGACCGCGCCGGCCUCGCAGAACGGCAAGCGCCGAGUCAUCGCGAUCCACAAAGCGAAGCCGACUGCGAACAGCGAAGCGAACAGGAAGGCGCGGGAGGUGAGGGAGCAGGCGCGACGACAGCUGAUCGAGGAGCGGAGGCGAGCGAUGCGCUCUAAGCAGAACGCCGACAGUUCCGUCGAGAUCUUCGCCCCCGAGACGUAACGACGGACAACGGCGCGCUGAGUCGGAGAACUCGGGACGAACGAUGAGACACGAUCGAUCGGCACUGUGUAGAGGCCUCGUGAGAGAAAUAUAAUAGCGCGUGUAGACUGUGACGUAGGGAUCAAGCGCAGGAUGACGUGCGUGCGUGAAAACAGAGAGAUAAGGAAGGAAAAGGAUGAUCACACGUCGCUAUACGAUCAGCUUCUGCGAAAAUCAAAGCUGCUUAUUAUUAUACUACUACUAUUGCUAUUACUACCGCUACUACUACUACUACUACUAUUAUUAUUAUUAUUAUUAUUAUUAUUAUUAUUAUUAUUAUUAUUAUUAUUAUUAUUAUUAUCAUUAUUAUUCGAUGUCUCAUCCUCCGCACGAAUCAGGCGAGGAACGGAAAGUUGCGUCGAGGUUACCGAAACGGCAAGGAAGGAGACGCAAGUCGGAGGCGAAGAUCCCUCGUUUCAACGCGUCGCGCAUUAACGUCCCGAAUAUCCUAGCAAUAAUGCGACGCGUCGCGUCCCUCUCGUUCAUAGGGAUAUUUUGUAACGAAGCGCGAGACAGAUACUUGCCGCGCAGUGCGCCUUUUUUUCUACGUUGACCGUCAGAUACACGUCGAGUAACUUGUAUAAGCUCCCUGGAGAAAGUGAAUAACCAGUGCGAGAACGAUCGCAGAGUCUGAUGUGUCGCGCGCGAAGAGUAUUCUUACCGAUCGGAAGUCAGUCGUCCUCCGGAAAUUCAUGGAGGUGUCUAGGUUGAGAAUCCAGACGAUUGAGGCGGGCUUUCCGUCGCGAUUUAUCGUGUAGCUUACGUAUGUAAAUAGAAUUAACGAAUAUUCACGCAAUCGCACGAGGCCGAUCUUCAUAUUGGGCCGAGUGUUCGCCUAAUAGCUUUUUCUAUUCGGAUAUCGACGAAGUUUCCCUGUUCAGAGAGAUAUGCCGUAAACGGCAGACGAGAGUAAAAAGAUUCCUAUUAUUCUUAUUAUCAUUACAGUCACUGCGAUAAACAUUUUAUUAUUAUUUUAUUCUAAUUCUAAUUAUAUACACAGUUAAUUGUAUAUCUUUCUCGCGCGAAACGUGGCCGUAUAAAUUAUUCUCGUUACGCGACGACAUUGUCAAUCAUCGAUUAACGCUCUCUGGAGGACGACUUCACCACGUUACGCGCGAGCGAGACUCAUCACAGCGAGCACAAUUUUUCACUCGUAAGAUGAUCGUGUUUGAUGAAUCGUCGCACAUAUUCGAAGAUGUUCGUAGAAGAGAGAGAACGUUGGAUGCUAUCACAGUCGCCUUCAGCGGAUCUACUUGACCGUGGUGGCUCGCUCAACGCGCGUCGCUCAAUGUUACAUCCAUAUGAAUCUGACAUUCCUCGUGAUGAGAAACGAAAAAGAAAAAAAGGAAAAAUGUCCACAAUCUCUUUUCGCGUAGUUGUACGAUCGUAGCUUACACUCCUCAGCAUCCGAUUAACGGUUAGCGGUUCUAACGGCAAGUCAUCAACCAAAUAACACUAUCAUACCUAAGUAAAGUAAUUCACGAGCACGCGUGGUCGCCGUAACCACGACUCUCGUACUCGCGUUCGCGUUAUCAAUGUCAUUAUCUCUCGGUUUCUUUUGUCGAAAGUUUUUUGUAAAAAGAAAAAUUCAUCUGUGUAAUUUAUUGAUUGUUGACUCCCUUGGUGCCUUCAUUAUUUAUACAUGUGUAUAUAAUCGACUGACACAGCCAACAAUUUUAUGUAUCUAUUUAAAUUAUAUGUUUGAUCGAAUUUCACAUGAAAUCUGUUGAUAAAUAAGAAUAAAACGAAUAAAUUCCAUUAUUUAUCAA